Messenger RNA from Peromyscus californicus insignis, 10974 nucleotides. It is a transcript of the gene Tmem252, whose product is annotated as transmembrane protein 252. The record is from RefSeq and is a predicted model, not a curated record. The transcript is spliced from 2 exons. The coding region runs from base 3575 to 4132 and encodes 185 amino acids. Lineage: Eukaryota; Metazoa; Chordata; Mammalia; Rodentia; Cricetidae.
UCAUGGCCAGGUCCAGUAUACUUUCUCUCCCUGCUCUGGACUCUUCCAGAUGCCUCUGGUUGUACUCUCUCUCAUAUCUACAAUAAAAACUUUCCCUUUAACCAUACCGUGGAGUGGUACUGAACACACUCGAACACCAAAUUCUCAGCACAAAGGAGAUUUUGAUUACCCUGGGUGUGUGUGUGGGGGGGCUGCCUCUGGAUCAGGGGGCUGCCUCUGGGUCAGGCAAAGACAGCAGCAGGUGUCUCUGAGGUAGGGGCUUUUGAGGAGCAAAGGGGAAGCCUAUGCUAGCUUAAGUUGGUAAAUCCUGAUUGAACAUGUUAGCCAGUGUAGUCAAAUAAUGAAUUUUGAUUGCUGGACUUUGGUGUUUUGGUAGCUGGACCUUGGAGUUUUAGUCAGGCAUAAGGAAGUGGCCAAAUAAGGGAAUAGACCUUGGUGGCUAGCUUUAGGAAUGUAAUCUAACAGUUUAGCAAGGGAGAGGGCAGAGGGCCUUGAUGCCACAUCUCUCCUCAAACUCCUAAAACACCCUGGACCCAGAAACUUACAUUUUCUUUUAUAUACAUUUUAUAUGAAGGAACUGGUCCUUCCUUUCUCAGUGCUUUCUGGAUUUCGCUGAAAUUCUUGGGAAGACACCACCACUGCUUCUCCCAUCACAAUACAACCAGACACAGCUCUGGAGUGGCAAGAGUCAUCUCUGGGAUCCAGAGAGGAAGAAACCUUUCUGGAAAAAAGUAUCUUUCAUUGGUGCUGAAGGAGACAGGCAGGAAGGUGCUUAUUUGCUCCUGUGUUCCUGUCGUCACAGGAACUGGGUCUGAUCUGUCAUCGUUCCCAGUCCAGCUCACAUUUAUAUACCAAACAAGCCUAAUUCCGUGAUGGACAGUGCUAUCCCUUCCCUAUCUGAUCCUUAGCAUUAGCUCCAGAACCCUACCUACCAUCAACCCGAACGUAGGACCUAACCUUCGGUGACAACUCAGUUGGGAACCCUGGGCUUUCUUGUGGCUUUGGGGACUGUGAUCAUGAUAAUGGUGGGGAGGAAGAGCACAGCUGACUGUAACAGGGUGCUGUGUACCAGGUCCUGUGAUAAACACUUAACACUCACUACUCUGGUUUCUCAAGUCCUAAUGGAACUGGUUUAGUUCUCUCUUGCUACCUUAAAAAAAAAAGUCCCCAAAAUGUAGCGAUUUAAAUCAAUGCGUAUUUAUAAUCCCACAGCUUGUGUGACUCAGGUAUGGAGGAUUCCUGUUCGCCAGGGUCACUUAGAGUGCUGCCUGGGUGCCUUCUCCAGAAUCAAUUGUGAAAGGCACUGCUCCUUACUCUAUACACUUAUGGACAGAGUGUGCUUCUACAUGGCUGAUAAACUCAGGCCACUAGCGAAGGGUUCAUCAGUGGCUGUUAACUAAGAACAUACUCCUAGUCCUUUGCCAGAUGAGUCUUGCUAAUAUGGCAGCCUCAUGCUUCAGAGGUAGUAAUCUUCUAGCAGGAUGGACGAUUUCCUUCUUUUGCAACCUGGUCAUGGAAACGGUUAUCAUCUCUGCCAUAUUCUUCUCUCUAGAAUCAAGUCACUAGGUCCAGCUCACACUCGAAUGGAGGGGAUUACUUACAUAGGAGACAGGAGUCAUCAGUGACCAUCAUAGGAACCUUUGCAGAAGGAGAGAGAUAAAGGCCAGACUGCAAAGAUAACCCCAAGCACAGAAGAGGGAAGUAGCUCAAGGUGAGAGUUGAAGCUACUAUAUGCAGAAGGAGGAAGGGCCCGCUAUUGUAUUUGACCUGCAGUCUCUUCCUGUCUCUCCUAGCCCUAACACAAAGGUGGACUAAGGAGGUGGCGGGCACAAGGCUAAAGGGUGUGAGUAGAAACACCGUGACACUGCACAAACACUUGCCCAUCGGAAAAGCAAAUGAUCAGCGAUGACAACAGAGAAGCAUAAAAAGCAUCUGGGCGAAAAGGACUCAGAAGCCCUUGUGGGAAGACAGCUUUUGCCAUGGAUGUGCCAGGGUAUCAAAUAGAAAAGGCAGGAAGUAAGGCAGGAAGCAGAUCUGGAGUAAGGCGUUUGCAACCACAGACUGUCAAGAUGAAGGAAACAAACUUCAGGCAGAGUACAUAAGGCAGCUGCAAAAAGAAUUCCUUUCUUUCUUUCUUUCUUUCUUUCUUUCUUUCUUUCUUUCUUUCUUUCUUUCUUUCUUUCUUCCUUCCUUCCUUCCUUCCUUCCUUCCUUCCUUCCUUUCUUUCUUUCUUUCUUUCUUUUUUUUUUUUUAAGAUUUAUUUGUUAUGCAUACAGUGUUCUGCCAAUGUGUAUGCCUACAUGCCAGAAGAGGGCACCAUGUCUUAUUAUAGAUGGUUGUGAGCCACCAUUUGGUUGCUGAGAAUUGAACUCGGGUCUUCUGGAAGAGCAGCCAGUGCUCUUAACCUCUGAGCUGUCUCUCCAGCCUUGCAAAAAGACUUCUAAGACAAUGUUACACAGAGCAAAGGUGUAGAGGCGAGGAUGAGGAACAUUGUUCGGCAGCAUCUGCUAAGAUAAAUUCUACUUGACAUAUCUUAGGGAAAGGUUGCAGAUUUUUCAGAGCCUUUGAUCUGUCAGUGUGCUGUGUGAUGCUGUGUGGGGGACAGAGAGUGGAGAAUGUAAUAGGAGGCAUUCCUGACAUGUACUUUCUUGGUAUACACGGUAGCUACAACGUGCUGCGGCCUUGUGGGGAACGCUCUUAGAUCCAAUGCCUGUGGAUCUUUUUUGAGAGCGGGAAGAGGGUUGGGUGAAACAUUUAUAAUGAACCAGGAACGGUAGCCUGCGCUACAGUCAUAGAGAAUAAACACUCAUAAGAACCUGUUAGCCAGAGGUGAUGACGGGAUGGCACCAUCUGCACCCCAAUGACGGGAAGGAUCCCAAAGCAGAACUCAAACAGCAGUCAUCACAUCAUCCUCUUUCACAGCCAUGCCCACAUGCCCCCACAUAGUCCCUUCUCCAGUAUGCUCCUUCUGUCUCCUCCUGGAAUGCUCUCCUAUCAACAGAAGGAUUACUCCCUGGCCUGCUCCUGGGGGAAUUUCCCCAAUAUCAGGAUAUCGGGGCAAUGAGGGGCAGAGUCUCUGCGAUAGCAAGACAAAGACGCUAGGAGUCUUGGAAAAAUGUCUUCUUAGUGCUGAGAGAGAAAAUGAAAUCAGGAAAAGAUUCCUUGCCAACAACAGAAGCAAUCGUUUAUGGGGAGAUGUUAACUUCUGUAGCUUUUAGAGGAGAAUUCCCUACAGUGAGGCCUGAGACACCAGUGUCUUCAUAAUCAAAAGGUUUAGGACCGUUCCUCUAGCACCUGGGAGCAGCUAAGGUCCUACCCACUAACCCGAGCCAACUGACUACGUGCAUCCUUCCCUUCCUGGAGGACACAGUGUUAUGUUUCUAGGUUUCCCCUGGAGGAUAUUACAGUAACUUUCAGUGGUUAAUGAAUAGCUUCCUGGUGCCUGCUUCACUUAAUUGUUCAAAGGCCGUUUGCUCCUGUGUAUAAGGCUGCGACUUGGCUAAUGAGUGCACUUCCCUGAGCAGGCCUGGAAGCAGAGGAGUGGCAGGGUCAGACGGACUCCAGAGAAGCAGGGAUGCAGAACAGGACUGUUCUAAUUCUCUGUGCCCUCUCCCUCCUCACAGGCUUCCUGAUGAUCUGCCUGGGGGGCUUCUUCAUCUCCAACUCCAUAUUCCACUCUCAGAGGAAUCUUGUCGUGUCCUACGUGCUUCUGCCUAUGGGGUUUAUAAUCCUGCUGAGUGGAAUUUUCUGGGCCACUUACUGCCAAGCAAGCGAAAACAAAGAGAUGUUCAACCAUGCACUCAGACAGCACCUUGCUUCCCAGGACCCACCCCUGGCCACGGUAGACAGGCCCGACUUUUACCCCCCAACUUAUGAAGAAAGCCUGGAUGCUGAGAAACAGGCCUGCGAUGCAGGCAGAGGGCUUCUGGGAUUCCCUCCUCCUCCCUAUACAGCAACAAGCCUUGAACUUGAAGAUGAAAAUGACCCGCAACCAGAGGCCCCACCCCCCUACCAGGAGAGAACAGCGGAUGCAGUGGUUACAGCAGAGGCACAGAAUGCCGAUGCCCAGGGACCAAGUCUGGCACUGAAGGCAGGACCUGCUCUCCUGUCCUCAGAACUCACCAGCUGCUGAGGAGACAGGCUGGCCAGGGACUGGGAAGCUGCUCUGCCACUCUGCACUGGAGCAAGGCCACCAUGGGUUCAAGGGCAGCAUGGAGCCACUGAAGUUCAUAGCCACCAGCAGGAAGUUGGUGCAGAGAAAUCCCAUGAAGCCCAACCCAAGUGAACUUUAGACUGAAGAGAAGGUAUAUGGCCAGGCCUUCCGCCUCCCUGCUAACCCCAUGACCUCAACUCAAGCCUGGAGGUGCACUUACUGUUGGUGGGACUGCCACAGCCCUUCACAUACUAUGUCCAAAGAAUCUCAAAGGGAAGACUUCCUGGGAGGCAGCCUUGGAGUCACCCCACUGACCAUGCUACCCGAAUGACACCAUAGCUCAUACACAUCAUGGGAAGUGCCCUCGGAACCUAGGGACAUUAUUUUGUAUCAUUUUAUUUUAAUAAUGUAUGUUUUUUUUCUGUAUGAAAGGGAAGAGACUGCAAUAUUUGCUUUUAAAUGGUACAAACACAAAACACUGAGUUACCUCUUCAAGAGGUCCUGAUACAGGCACAUAGGGGUUCUUACCGAUUCAAGUUGACUAGAUAGAAUACUUAAUUCAUGAUCCAGGGAGUCAAGAGUGAUGCUAAUAUACAACGUAUUACAAAUCUUGUGAAAUUUAAAAAUGUUUAUAUGCAGUUUUCCAGGAUGCUCCCCCAACUCAAAUUCGGAAUGUAAGAUAUCAAAAACUGUAAGGUCAUGUUUCCAUUACCGGGAUAUUUUUUGUGUCUCAACAUCUAGAAGUCUAGUUCUCGACUUAAAAACCCAAUGGUCCCUCCUUGGUUUUAUUUUCUUGGUGGGGUUUCUUAAAAUCAGAGAGCAGGUUGUCGGGAGGAAAGUCGCAGGACACACAGGCUGAGACUUUGAACGUGGAUGAGGGCAUCCAUCUUCCCGCCUCAAGUUCUCUCUCUCCCAAGUGAGGCAUCUGUGCUCAGGUUGAUAUCUAACAGUUAUGGUAUGCCUUUCACGUGGUGGGCUCAACUAGUCCUCCAUGUGUGUUAUUUAGCCCCCUACCCCAUCUUUAAGAGGUAGGUGCUAUGAGCAUUCCUGUUUUAGGGAUGGGUCAACUGAGGUUUCGAGGAUUCAGGAAAUGUGUUCAAUAAAACAGCGGCCUCAAGGAAGGUGAAGAACCAAAAGGCACAUGAUGGGAGUCACUCACCUCACACUUUUGAAUUAGGCUAGCUAUGUCUUUCCUCUUUCCCAGACACAGCUUAGAUUUCUCGUUCCAUGUCAAAAGUGACCCCUAACAGAAAGUAGUGUUCCAGGUCACUGCCACACCGUCCACGCUUGAAGAAGCAGCUGAGGUGGCUUUAGGAUUAUUGGGCUUUUCGGUUAAAAUGUGUCAGCCUGUUUCCUGUCUGUGAAAUGGGCCCUCAUAGUGCAGUUUUCCUGAAUCCUACAGAGGGUAGCCACGGUGAUGGUCGCAGGAGAAGAGCCUUUGAAAACUCACAGGGAAGGAUGACAUCUUUCAAGAAGAGAGUCAUCAAGGUGGGGCCGGGUAUCCAUGGUCUCAGCUUCUCCAUUGGUGUGGAGUACACAGUUAGCGAACAGACUGAUAAAUGUAUAAGAUGCCAAAUGAACAAAACCCUAGUCCAUGAAUCUCUGCUUUGAAUCCUGGACAAUGAAGGAAUGACUAGAUAGGAAGGCCACUGAUGACUGUUCAGCAGGACGGCGACCAUUUAUUACCAGUGCAAUUUGUCAUUUCUUUCCUGUCAUCUCUUUUCAUCCCCCUCCUGAGCAGUUUACCCCACUGGUCUGAAUGACCAGCAUUAUCGGACUUCUACCCAGAUUUGCACACAGAAUAGAUGUUUUUUCUACCACCGGGGGACAGAUGAACCAAACGUUCAAUUUGGUUUGCACACAUUGUAUUAGUUUCCUUAAGGCAAUAAAUUUUGUAUUCAGAGUCUUUUUGAAAUUUAUUUUGUGGGUGUGUGUUGUACUUGCAUGUGUAUGUGCAUAAGUGCAUGUAUGUGUACACACAUGGAGUAGUCGGGGGCUGUUGUUUCAGGUAAGCUGACUGGCAAGUGAAUUUCCAGGGAUCUUUCUAGGUUCCUGGCAUGAGUGAGGAUUUAUGCUAGUUCCUCAUGCUUUCACAGCAAGCAUGCUAACCCCUGAGUCACCUCUCCAUUACCUCAGACUUUACUUCCUUCUUGUUUUUUUUUUUUUUUUGUCACUUUUUGUAUCAGAAAAAAAAAAUCAGUAGAGGAUUCUAAGUCAUGGUAGCAUUCUCCACAGUAUCAAGAUGAGUUCAUAUUUCUGCAAACCCAAAUGUGAUUGACAACAGAUGUUGCCUCAGAAAACAACCUGGUGCUUCCUUUUUAAAAAGAACACUGAAGUUGGGCAUGGCGGCACACACUUGUAAGCCAAGUACAUGUGAGGCAGAAGCUGGAGAAUCAGGAGUUCAAGGUCAGCCUUAGAAAGAAGGAAGGAAGGAAGGAAGGAAGGAAGGAAGGAAGGAAGGAAGGAAGGAAGGAAGGAAGGAAGAGAGGGAGGAAGGAAGAGAGAGAAAAAAGACAAAGAAAAAACAAAUUAGCACUAAAACAUACUCCUCGCCAUGUUUCUAAAACACAUGUACUCUGAUUCAUGAGUUGAGAACCUGGGUAUCAUGCAAAGCAAUCUUGCAUUUUCGAGUCACAGCAACUAAAAUCCACUGGGCAAGUCAAACAAGUGUAUCCUGCUGUAGUGAAUGAUACAUUAUUAUCCCCUACAGGAUGCACUCAGGGAAAGUAGCUUCUUUCUCGGGUGUGUGAUCAAAUGAAAUGAUGCUGGGUUGGGAGCCGUGGUUCCAUGGAUACUGAGGAGGGCAUUUGGACGUGACACAAUGGAGAGAGGAAAGUGUCCGUGGCAAAGGAUCCUCACUCGUUCUUCUUCACCCCUAGGGUGAAUUAUAGUGCCCCGGGCCCCCAAUUUAUAGUUUCAUGUUGUUCCCUUGAUGAACAAGUUUAAAUAAUUGCCAUCAGCACCUAGAAGAUCAGGACGGCAAGGCCAGUAUGCAGUACAUGAUGCUGGAUCUUCACAUAUCUGAGAGGUGCUGGCUCUCUUUUGACCCCUCCAUGCAAAAACUCCCGGGGGGUUUCUUACUGACACAUCUGUUUGUCUCUCAAGAUUUCACCUUAGUAUACUGUUUUUGGUGAAGCGUCAUUCUAGCUCACCUUCAAGGCACGGCACAUGCUAAGUGCUGAAAGAAAUGGAAAGAAGAGAGACUCACGGAUUUGUUACUCCACCCUGCUCUCGAAAGUUCCAUGACAACCCAGGGGACUCACAACAGUGAGCUGCCAAUUGCAUGGGCUAUUUCUGCGGGUAAAGUCCCCAGCUGGUUGAAGUUGAGCAGGCAUUCUGCUAAGCUCUGUUGCCUCAGAUAAUCUCUUGCCGUCUGUAACUGUUGAUCCAAACACUGAUUUACCAGCCGUGGGCAUGGAGUCAUCUUACUGUCAUUAUUAGUUCCCACAAAGGCUUUGUCAUCCUUUACAACAGCCGUAGCUCAUGGAUCUGCCCACCAGAAAUCUCAAGUCAUGAGAGUAUCAUGUCUUUGUUUGUGUGCCAUGAUUUAGUGUGGCCAAAUCUAGUGCAGGGCUCCACCAACGAUGGCUAUCAAUCUAAGGGCUUCUUGUGUGAAAGCAUUCAUGACCUGCAAAUAUGACGGAUUCAUUCUGCAAUCUGGAACAGAAAGAUCUGAUAAAUGUUCUCUCUUUAAAGUAGGCUACCCUUCUGUGUAUGUGUAUGUGCUUGUGUGCACAUACAUGUGGAAGUCAGAGGUCAAUGUUGGGUGCUCCCCACUUUAGUCUUUUGAGACAGUUUAUCACCUAAACCCAUCUUCCUAGCCCCCUUCCAUUUUUUAAAAGGGUGAUGAAGAAGUUCAAGAAUCCUGGGUGAAACAAAGCAACCUUUUGUUUUGUUUUGACUGACACUUAGUAGGCAGGGUAAACGUCUCCCUGACACAUAUGCACACAUAUUUCCAAAUCCCCUAGAUGAAUUGGGCACUGCUUUGGUUAAGAACCACUAUAUAUAUGUGGUGGCUUGCCACCUUCCAGAGACAUAUGUUGCAGCUAAGGAACCCCCGAGUGCUAGAAGAUCACCAGAGUGGCCCUAAUAGUGACCUCACUAUAAAAUAGCCUCUUCUGUGAUUCAUUGUGCUGGUUCACAUGAAAUUCUUGUAUAUCUCAUGUCACUCACUCUUAUUUUUUAAAAAAUAUUAUCUGUGGGGGGGUGGGGCGGUUUACAUGCCAGGACACAUAUGGGGGUCAGCAGACAACCGUAUGGAGUCAAGUCUCUCUUCCUACCUUUCUGUAGAUACUGGGGAUUCAACUCAAGUCACUCAGGAGGCUUGCACAGUAAGCACCUUUGCCUACCCCCAGCCAUCUCACUGACCCUCAGGUCAUUUGCUCCUAAAGGCUGGUUGCUGGCUCUCCAUCUUUAACAAGAGGAGCAUCAUAUAGGGAAGAGUGGUUUGCCGGCUUUCAUCCCUCAUCAGAGUAACACAAGAGUUCAUAUAUGCAGUCUUGGGUUCAGGCAGAAAUAAUACCUCAGCAAUGUAAACUUGAGAGGGCUCAGAGACAGGCCGUGUCCUAGAAUCACUGAGAAACCUGCUCUUUGUUAACACAGCCAAGAGAAAAUGAUGGCCAUUUAGAUCUGCUCCCCAUGAUGUUAUGUCCUAUGUCUGCCUGAAUGCCAACCAUCACACCAACCUCUGGCCCCCAAGGUCAGCCUCUUCUGUAAGUCCUAGCUAACAACGACUAUUCUGCCUUGCUGUUUCCAUUCACCUCUGGUAAAUUAUACAAACGCUAAUGAACCCCAAGAAACCCUAUUCUUUAGGAAGCCUCCUGUUACCAGUGUCCCACCAUUUCUGAGUCAAUCACUCUCCAUGUGUUCCCAAGGCUCAUGCUUGCACUUCUGCUGUGAUAUGUAUGCCUCCCCAAUUACUUGUUUGUCACAGCCAACUCUUUCCAAACUGUAAGUUCCCCAAAGCGGGAUAACUCCUCCCAUCUUCCUGUUACAUCUAAAAGAGGAAUGUGCCUGGAGUAGCUACUCACCCAGGGUUUGCUGAAUGGAUGAAUGAAUGAAUGAACAAAUGAAUUGAUGGGUAACUAUAAACUGGGCUACUACACACACAUAAACAAAGGGAAACAAUCUUCAAGUAGAAGAACUUGAACUUAAAAGUUAGAGAUGAUUUAAGUUCAGGAACUGGAGGCAAAACUAUUUGCUUCUCCGGUUAGAGCUGAUGUGCCUAAAGGAUUUGUCAGAGUGCCCUAACGUCCACAGUGAAUGAAUGGAUGGGUGUUAUCAGGGACCUUUACUCCAGAGAUAAUGAGAGUGAAAGCUACAAGGCAAAAAUUUUCCAUUCGUGAUGUAUCAUAUAUAUAUUAUAAUCUCAGCUCAAAGCCACCUUCCUAUAAUUCUGAAAUAAAGACUGUUAUAGUGAAAGACUAGAUGCCAUUUUAAUUUUUGCUGAUUCCCCAAACCAAUUUUGAGCAAUUCAUUUCUUUUUCUGUCCUAUUUUUAAAAUCCACCCUCUGCCCGCCCCCCCUCCCCCGAGUCAUUAGAAUGAACCACGGUCUUUGCCAUUGUUCUGAAAGGCUGAUUUAUCACUACACGUGACCGCUAUCGGAGCUGCCAAGUGGCAAGAGACACAGAGGAGCUGAAGCCCACACAGUUUUGUGUGGAGGGUGAAAUAAGGAAGUUCCGUUUUAUUGGCCACUAAAUAUCCUAGCAAGUUUCUGACAGAAGCACAGAGAGAAAAUGGAAACAAACCCCUUUCUGGGAAAGGGGCACUGACCUUGACGGCACUGACCUUGACGGCAGCAACCUCGCCUUGCUUUGGCAGCAACCGCCAAAGGGCACUAGGUCGUCUUCACAAAUGACGUGAUAAGUGAACCUGCAGUUCCCAAGGAAGCCAAACACAAGCAAACACAUCCUGUGCCCAAUGGAGGAGGACUCUGCCCCAGUCCACGUGCAGCCGGAGCUGCCAGGUCCCUUUUCCUUCCAGGCAAAGAAAACUAGUUGUGACAACCCACUUCUCGGUCUCAUAGGGCCCAGGACUCUCCCACUAAUUAUUGCAGCCCCUUCUGGUCUCCUUUAUCCAGCCACUGUGAAUGAGAUCAGAACCCACGGUGGUAUUCUCCCUGGGAGGAUUUACACAAACUUAUGUAUGGACGUCUGUGACAUAAUCAAGAAAGCUUCCCCCUCAUUUCUCAGUCUUUUCCAGAAAAUCCUCCCCCACCUGCACAGGAAAUGGCUACAUUCAGAACAUUCAGAAGGGUGCAGCCGCCUUGGUAGCUCAGUUAAUACUAUAUGCAAAAUAAGAGAGGAAAACGCCCUUUUAUAAGUCUUGUUGGAGGUGUGCCAUUGUGGUUUACAGAAAACUCCAGAAGAUGUGAGAGAGGCAGUGUAGAGAUGGUGGGAGGCUGGGGAGAAUGGACUGUUGGAUGGUUGGUGGGAGAGGGGUGUGUCCUAGAAGUUUUAAACCUUUCUGUUAUAGAUCUGAUGAGGAGUGCAGCUGAGACCUCCUCUGUGUUGGUGAGGUCUUCUGCCUGCCCAAAGCCCUUAGAAUGUAGAGUCAGGCCAAUUUUGGAUCUCUCUCUCUCUCUCUCUCUCUCUCUCUCUCUCUCUCUCUCUCUCUCUCUCUCUCAAGACCCCCGAAAUACACAGGGGCUCUGAUUAAUAGUUUCCUAGCGCACCUGUCUUUCUCCAAAGGGGAAGCUUGUUGGUGUGAUGAAAUAUAGAUAUUAAACAACAGUGAAGCGUUGACAGAUAGCUAAAGACCCUGCUGCAUUUGGAGGGGCUGAACAAAUCCAAACAAAAGGGGUGCUCACCCCCCUUCCCAC